AAGCUUGUGUGCUUGACAACCAGCAAGCGGCAGAGACAACAAGAGCCUCUCGCCCCGAAACACGGAGGAAUAAACCCCGCAGACAGCGCGUGUCGACACACCCUCGGCGGACACACAGAGGAUUCCUGCACUUCGCGUUUAUGUAGUGAUUAUCAGCUUGCCACCAUGACGGCUGAGGAGAUCAUAAACGUGAAGGAGGUGGAGAUCAUCAAGGUGAUGUUGGACUUUCUAAACUCGCGCAAGCUGCACAUUAGCAUGCUAGCAUUGGAGAAGGAGAGCGGUGUCAUCAACGGCCUCUACUCAGACGACAUGCUCUUCCUCAGGCAGCUCAUUCUGGAUGGACAGUGGGAUGAAGUGUUGCAGUUUAUUCAGCCUCUCGAGUGUCUGGAUAAAUUUGAUAGGAAGAGGUUCCGUUACAUUGUUUUAAAGCAGAAGUUUCUGGAAGCUUUGUGUGUGAACAAUGCCAUGUCUGCUGAAGAUGAGCCACAACAUCUGGAGCUGACCAUGCAGGAGGCGGUCAAGUGUCUCCACGCUCUGGAAGAGUUCUGUCCAUCUAAAGAUGACUACAGCAAGCUCUGCCUUCUCCUGACUCUUCCCCGUCUCACCAACCAUGCCGAGUUCAAGGACUGGAACCCAAGUACAGCUCGUGUUCAGUGUUUCGAGGAGUCCUGCGGUAUGGUGGCAGAGUUUAUCCCCGCCGACCGAAAGCUGAGUGAAGCCGGGUUCCGCGCCAGCUCCAACCGCCUCUUCCAGCUCCUGAUUAAAGGUGUAUUAUAUGAAUGCUGCGUGGAGUUCUGCCAGAGCAAGGCUACUGGAGAGGAGAUCACAGAGAGUGAGGUUCUCCUGGGUAUCGACAUGCUUUGUGGAAACGGCUGCGAUGAUCUCGACCUGAGUUUGCUUUCUUGGCUCCAGAACCUGUCGCCAAGUGUCUUCUCAUGCGCUUUCGAGCAGAAGAUGCUCAAUAUCCAUGUGGAUCGGCUUGUCAAACCAGCCAAGGCUGCCUACGCUGACCUGCUUACUCCGCUCAUCAGCAAGCUCUCCCCGUACCCCGCUUCUCCUCUCCGCCGGCCACAGUCUGCAGAUACAUACAUGUCUCGCUCUCUGAACCCAGCGCUGGAUGGCUUGUCCUACGGCUUGUCGCAGGAGAAGAGAGGAGUGACGACUGAUGGAGGGAAAACGUCACCCAUGUCGCACUCCUUCGCUAAUUUUCAACACAUGAACCGCAGUGUGAUGAUGGAGAAUUCAGGGUGUCACAGCAUCUUCGAGGAGUCACCAGAAAGCUCCAGAACUGAAACUCCAUCUGAUAAAAUGAUGAGUUCACCCGGUCCUCAAAACUCUCGCCCGGCCUCUGCCCCAGGUCAAGAUGCCCCAACACCUGGUUCUGAAGAAAAGAAUGAGUUGCGGGACUCCACCGACCAGUUUCAGGAAUAUUACCGCCAGCGGUUACGUGUACAGCAGCAUCUGGAACAGAAGCAACAGCAGAGGGAGCUCUAUCAGCAGAUGCUGAGAGAAGGCGGAGUCCAGCAGCAUGAGGCCCCGCCCACUGCCAAGCACAAUCUUACAGAAGCCUUCCUUACCAGGUCUAUUCAGCGUCUGGAGGAGCUGAAUGUGGGAAUGGAUGAUUUAGGAGAAGAGGUGCAGGCUCUCUCUCAGCAGUGCAAAGAAGGAACUAACAGCAACGGUGAAGUUGGAGACGCUUCAGCUACACCACAGACACAGGAUGGAGGUGGAGGAGCCAGCAGUGUGAUGACCAGCACUCCUCAGAGGUCAGCGAGUCAAUCCGGCUUUCCUCCGUCCAGCCAGUCUCCUGUACUGACCAAGAGUGCCCAGAAAGACAAAACCGGACAGAACGAUAGUUUGACCCGCUCUAAAGGCCCAGAGAAAGAGAAGACUAAAGCCAAGUUUGUGAUGGUCAACACUCUGGAGGACACUCAGGCAGUCCGCGCCGUGGCUUUUCACCCUACAGGAGCGUUAUAUGCUGUCGGCUCCAACUCUAAAACCCUGCGUGUGUGUGCUUAUCCAGACACACUGGACACCAGUGGUACGGGGACGAACAAACCUCCUGUAAUCCGCUUCAAGAGGAACAAGCAUCACAAAGGCUCCAUAUAUUGUGUGGCCUGGAGCCCCUGUGGACAAUUACUGGCCACCGGUUCCAAUGAUAAAUAUGUCAAAGUGCUGCCCUUCAACCCUGAGACCUGCAAUGCUACAGGUCCUGAUCUGGAGUUCAGUAUGCAUGACGGCACUAUUAGAGAUCUGGCGUUUAUGGAGGGUCCCGAGUGUGGAGGAGCCAUUCUGAUCAGUGCAGGAGCAGGAGACUGUAACAUCUACACCACCGACUGCCAGAGAGGACAAGGCCUGCACGCGCUGAGCGGACACACAGGUCAUAUUCUGUCUCUGUACACGUGGGGGGGCUGGAUGAUCGCGUCUGGUUCUCAGGAUAAGACGGUGCGUUUUUGGGACCUGCGUGUUCCCAGCUGUGUGAGAGUGGUGGGAACAGCCUUUCAAGGCUCAGGCAGCCCUGUGGCGUCAGUAGCGGUGGAUCCAAGUGGGCGUCUGUUGGCGACGGGACAGGAGGACAGCUCCUGUAUGCUCUAUGACAUUAGAGGUGGACGAAUGGUUCAGACGUAUAAGCCGCACUCCAGUGACGUCCGGUCAGUGCGCUUCUCACCCGGAGCUCAUUACCUGCUCACUGGAUCCUACGACAACAAGGUCAUCGUCACUGACCUGCAAGGUGACCUGACGAAGCAGCUGCCGUUGACUGUAGUCGGAGAGCAUGGAGAUAAAGUGAUCCAGUGUCGAUGGCACUCACACCAUCUCUCCUUCUUGUCCUCCUCCGCUGACCGCACCGUCACACUCUGGACACAGGCCACGUAGAACACCGCUGACCACUACACAUAGACAACACAUGUACAAACACAUCUGCUUCUGUCUGAUACCAGUCUGUAUUCAUUUCAUGUUCCUGAAAGGUGAGUGUCAGUGAAUGGCUGAGUUCAACGCAAACCCUUUUUUAUGCACAUAUAAUGGACUGCCAGUGUGUCUGAUGGCCUUGAGUCAUGCUUUCCACUAUAAAUGUGCUUUAGGUUCAUAGUCCUUUAUGAAACACUGGAUCAUUUUAUUAUUUUUACAGUUAUUUGAUCAAUAGCGGUUUCUCUUCUAUUUUAAUAUUUGACAUUUUGUGCUAAAACAGCUAUAAAUCAACAAAUGCUUCUUUUUAUUUAUUUACAUACUGACUAAUGCAGCAUCUUCCUGCACAUGUGGUGAAAAUAUGUUACAUUUUAAAGGUAAAUCCAAUGUUAAAGGCAUAGGUCAUCCAAACAUUUUCAUUCUGUCAUCAUUUACUCUCCCUUCACUUGCUCAAAAAUGCUUGAAUUUAUUUGUUCUGUUGAACACA
Messenger RNA from Danio rerio (zebrafish), 3391 nucleotides. The record is from RefSeq and is a predicted model, not a curated record. NCBI's taxonomy places the organism in Eukaryota, Metazoa, Chordata, Actinopteri, Cypriniformes, Danionidae.